AUGCCUUCCCCAGAGCGAAAACCCGAACUGGAGUUUUUUACAGAGCUAGGGUUACAAGGAUGCACUUUUUGUCAGUUCAAAGACAAACACAUGAGUGUUUAUGAUCUAAGCAAAUCAUCUGAAGACGGUUGUACUCUGUGCACUUUGGUAUUCAAUGAAAUAUCUCCAUUCAUAUCUAAUUUCAAAACCGAAGAAUUUGCGGUUUACCAUGAAAAGGACGGCUGGGACAUGAGCGCUGGCAAGGCUCAAGACCUCAGGUUCAGGUUCCUAGGCGGUAAAGUCUACUUACCUAUUACAUCUUUUUCAGUAACUAAUAGCAUCGAUUAUUCGGGCCCGGAAAGUCUGCAGUGUGUGGCUCGCUUAGUUAGCGAAUGCAAUAAUCAGCAUGACUGCCUCCAAGACCAGGCAACAAGGCUUCCCACAAGGGUCAUCGAUUUUGGGAAGGGCAACGACCGAAUUUUACGACUUUACUGUCCAUCUGAGGACGAGACAGCACGUUAUACAAUUCUCAGUCACAGCUGGGGUGGCAUUUCACCAUUCAUAACUCUACGUAGUAACAUAGGGGCCCGGAAGGAAGGGUUCGACAUUGGGGAACUGCCAAAUACCUUCCGUGAUGCUGUGACACUCACACGAGAAUUGGGUAUACGAUACUUAUGGCUGGACUCCAUCUGUAUCAUACAGAAGGAUAGGUGAGGUUUCCUGUCACCCCUUUGAUACAUGCUUUUCCUUCUGUUUCCUUCUGUUUCCUCAGACAAAGGCUCUUAAAAAAAUGCUCUGUGGUUGGUAUAGAACAGAUAGGUCACGUAUCUGAUUAUCAGGGCUCUUAUGAUAAUGCUGUGCCUUUGUUUGGGGAUGUUGUAUAUAUUUCUUCACAAGGCCGGAGACGAAGCCCACACCCUUAGUAUUGGUCAGAAAGACAUUUCAAAUUCCACUAACUUGCCACUUACAGGAAUGAUUGGGAAUCCGAAGGUCAAAGAAUGGCCGACUAUUACUCGAAUGCCUACCUGACAAUCGCUGCCUCUCGAGCUGCAAACAGCUCAGCGGGGUUUCUCCAUUGGACUGAUACUGGUAGACCACGAACCAUCCAUUGUGAGAGCUAUAAAGCAAAGUUUGAUAUACUCGUGUACCAUCACAAAUAUACAGGGCCCGAAUGUGAAAUCGGCAACCCUCUCUAUACCCGGGGCUGGGUUUUCCAGGAGAUGAUUCUUUCCCCAAGGGUUAUUUCAUACGGCGCAAAAGAGCUGGAGUGGUAUUGCCGAAGACGCAAUUGGUGUGAGUGCUUUGAUGUUAUCAUACCCGAAAAAUACAGUGAGCCAACAAAUCCACUCCUUUCUUAUUCAACUCCUGAGCCUCAUUCGCCUCAUUAGCAGAAAAGCCGAAAAGAGUUUUCUACAUUGGACUUCUGGCCAUGGGGAAAGGUUGUAGAGGAAUUCACCAAGCGUAAUCUUACGUACGAUAGUGACAAACUUCCUGCUGUAUCAGCGCUUGCGUCACGUUUCAAUGAGAUUCUAAAGGUUCCAUAUUUAGCUGGAAUAUGGAUGAAAGAGCCUUUCGAUAAAUUCAUGUGGAAAGCACUACUGUGGGGAGCGGAUGGUCCUCCGGGGGAAUUCAUGACGAAGCCAGGACCACCAUCAUGGUCCUGGGCCUCAGUGAACCGAAAUAUCAAUUACAGCCUCUUCUUUCAAGCCUCCACGCUUUCGAAUGAUUGUGUGACACUCAUCGAAGCAAAUACACAAUUACGUGGAACCAACCCUUAUGGUGAGGUAAAUGGAGGUUAUCUUCGUGUGAGGGGAGUUCUUAUCACGGCACAACUGGAUUCCAUUCCAAGAAGUCGACAGAAAACAGCCUACGAAGCACCAAUAGGCAGUUGGACUAUCCUGAGUAGUGGUGGUGAUGUCCUCAAAUCGUUGAAGAAGGUCCUCAAGAAGAACGAUUUGUACUUCAACUUGAUCGAAUUUCAUGAAGACACGACACUCGAAUUAUCACCUGCUAUCGACUCUUCUUGCUUACCCACUAAGAGGACCUACCAAAGGAGCUCGCGCUCGGGUUUGGAGGCCGUGGAGGCUAUGAGCGGUAUCGUUCAUUGUCUCCGAUUCCUACCCACCGAUCCGGAAGAGUUCUAUCUGCUUUCAUGGUUGCUGGUAUUGACCUGUAUAGAUAGAGAUACUCAAACUUACGAACGACUUGGAUUAGCGGAAGUAAGGAUGGUGGUGGAGAACAAGGAUUACUUCCGCGAGAUAGAGCCACAGGAAUUAACUAUAGUAUGA
Hymenoscyphus albidus is the source of this 2267-nucleotide messenger RNA. NCBI's taxonomy places the organism in Eukaryota, Fungi, Ascomycota, Leotiomycetes, Helotiales, Helotiaceae. The record is from the annotation of a GenBank genome assembly.